AUGCUUGCGACCAAUGGCGAGUCGUCAUUGGUCGGCCACUGCCACGUGAACAGCCUACGACGGAGGUUCACGACGUCGACUAGGGAUCCACGAUCGCACAGUCAGCUGCCUAAGGUCCGGUUGGCCAGUCGCAGCCAGCAAAAGUUCUUCGCAAAGAGAAUAUUUGAAAAUUCUUGUCGAUUUUCUUCGAUGAGAAGAAAAUCGAAUUACUCGCAGUCUCGAUCUCGGAGUAUUACAUUCGCGAGAUGUAAGAAUAAACUCGUAUCACCGCAACGUUCUCGUAAGUCUUAUUUACCUAGAUUUCGACAGUCCCGGCGCAAAGUUUCAAGCUUCGGGUAUUCGUGACUUUUCCCUAAGGGAACGAUCGAGAUUUCUUCUUUUUUCGAGAUAUGCUAGAAAACUAGAUUCGAAAGCCCUCUGCGCUUUCUAUUUCUCUCGAGUGAAAUUACAUUACACACGUAACCGUUGUCACGAUCGUUAUUUGUAUCAAACGUACGUUGCUAAUGUUGAAUCUUUUCUUGAUUCUAUGUCUCUGCUCCUACGACUACGCGCUGCGCUUGAUUCUUGACUUUACACGAAAAUGGCGAACGAUGAUGGAUCUCCCGUCUAUUUCGGAUCGUGCAGUAAAGUUAACGGCACUAAAAGGUACGCAUUGCUUGUGAGCUUUGUGCUUGUGAGCCCCCUGUAAAAAUAGUCGUCCCUCGUCGAAAACGAUCAUUACCUCGGACGAAAACAUGAUUAAUCCAAUUAUUUUCUUUCUUUUCUCGUAUAUCCAGAACAAAAACCACAUCUCAGUCUUUGUGUGAUGUUCUGUACAAACAAUUCGUCGAAGAACGAAUGA
Messenger RNA from Heterotrigona itama, 841 nucleotides. The record is from the annotation of a GenBank genome assembly. Lineage: Eukaryota; Metazoa; Arthropoda; Insecta; Hymenoptera; Apidae.